This is a messenger RNA of Pangasianodon hypophthalmus (striped catfish), 7597 nucleotides long. It is a transcript of the gene lrch2, whose product is annotated as leucine-rich repeats and calponin homology (CH) domain containing 2. Gene Ontology annotation, molecular function: protein binding. The transcript has 22 exons. The record is from RefSeq and is a predicted model, not a curated record. Lineage: Eukaryota; Metazoa; Chordata; Actinopteri; Siluriformes; Pangasiidae. Bases 55 to 2313 code for a protein of 752 amino acids.
GAAAAAGAAAAAAAACCCUCGUUAUUAUCUUGAGCAUAUAUUUCCUUUAAGAAGAUGGCGGCGAGUCAGGGAGGAGCGGCAGCCGCGGCGGUCCUGCAGGGCCAUCACUAUCCGGCCGGACCGCACUGGAGCGCGAGCGGCGCGCCGCCUCAACCCCAGCCGCCGCACACCGCGCGCAGCCUGGACCGCGCGCUCGAGGACGCCGCCAGCUCCGGAGUGCUGAACAUCAGCGGGAGGAAACUGCGCGACUACCCGGGGCUCAGCUACGAUCUCACGGACACCACGCAUGCAGAUUUAUCCAAGAACCGUUUUGGAGAGAUCCCUCCUGAAGUGUGUAUGUUUGCACCGCUGGAGUCGCUCAACCUCUACCACAACUGCAUAAAGAUGAUUCCAGAAGCCAUCGUUAAUUUACAGAUGCUUACAUACCUCAAUAUCAGUCGUAAUCAACUGUCUGUGCUGCCCAAGUUCCUGUUCAAUCUGCCACUCCGAGUCCUGGUGGUCAGCAACAACAAACUGCUGUCUAUUCCGGACGAUAUUGGCAAAGCCAAAGACCUCAUGGAACUGGACAUAAGCUGUAAUGAAAUUCAGGUGCUUCCUACUCAGAUGGGGAAACUCCAUGCCUUACGAGAACUGAACAUCAGAAGAAACUGUAUACAAGUCCUUCCUGAUGAGCUGUCUGAUCUGCUGUUGAUCAGGUUGGAUUUCUCCUGUAAUAAGAUCACAGAAAUCCCUCCAUCUUACCGUAAACUCUGCCAGAUCCAGCACAUCGUUCUUGACAACAACCCCAUGCAGUCCCCUCCUGCACAGAUCUGUCUGAAGGGAAAAAUUCAUAUCUUUAAGUAUUUGAACAUGCAGGCAUGCAGGCUGGAGAAAAAGCCUGACUCGCUGGAUCUGCCCUUGCCGGGCAAACGGUGUUUAGCGCAGCAGCUAACAGACAGCAUAGAGGAUUUUUACCCUAGUAAGAACCACGGACCUGAUUCGGGUAUUGGCAGUGACAACGGUGAUAAGAGACUGUCUACUACAGAGCCCUCGGAUGAUGACACUAUCAGUCUACACUCUCAGGUGUCAGAGACGGCGCGGGCUGAAGCCCACUCUCUUCUCUGCAAACUGGACUCGAAUAGAGAUCAGGACCCAUAUGACUUCAUUGAUCCAAACCCAGAUGAAGAUGUUGCUCUCUGUGAGGCCGACAUGCAGCAGAACACACCUUACAUCACCUGUAUUAAGGAGCUGGAGAGGGUUCUUAAAACACACCAAAGCAAAGACAAGGAGAACUGGAAGGAGGAGUCUGGCUCAGAGAAAGAACAGCUUGCUGAGGAAGAUGAUGAUGAGCUGAAGGAAGUUUUGGAUCUUAGGAAGAUUGCAGUGCAACUGCUGCAGCAGGAGCAACAGAACAGGAGGCGGUCCUUAAUUUGUAGAGCAGAAAGCCUCAUCCACCGAAGGAGGGCUGCAGGGAGAGCACACAGAUUUCUCAGUCAUUCAGGAGGAAGCAGCAAACAGAGAUCUCCCUCACAAACCGUUAGGAGUGCAUCACUAGAUGAAGGAAGCAGUACAUCUUCAGCGAUAUGUGGACAGGAUGGCAACCUCACAGAUGAAGACACAGCUUUCUCUGAGCCUUCUUUAUCUUGCUCGUUCGAUGGGAGUCUGAAGUCUGAGAAUGGCGACAGUGAGCCCAAAUGGCCAGAGCUUCCUCCCAUCCUAAACCAGAAUGAAGACCGGCGGCGAAACAAAUACCUGAGGAAGGACUACCUCAAGUACAAGUGCCAAAGUGCACGAAGAAACUCCACUGAGAAUGAUUGUGAGGAGGGAAUGCAUUCCACAGACUUCAGCACAACAUUGACUGUCUUUGGCUUGAAGCCAAGAUCAGCAUUUUCCCGCAGUAGUCGCCAGGAGUAUGGCUCGACAGACCCCAGCUUCACAAUGAGGAGAAAGAUGGAGCAUCUCAGAGAGGAAAUGGAACAGAUACGCCUCUUGCGGCAGAACCUGGAGUCAAGGUUGAAGGUUUUGCUGCCUGAUGAUGUGGGUGCUGCUUUAAUGGAUGGUGUUGUAUUGUGCCAUCUGGCCAAUCACAUUCGACCACGGUCCGUGGCCAGCAUUCAUGUGCCCUCACCAGCAGUACCAAAGCUGAGCAUGGCAAAGUGCCGGCGGAAUGUUGAGAAUUUUCUGGACGCGUGUAAGAAGCUUGGAGUGCCACAAGACAAGUUGUGUUUGCCUCAUCACAUUCUGGAGGAACGAGGUUUGGUGAAAGUGGGUGUUACCGUUCAAGCCUUGCUGGAUUUGUCAUCAUCCAAGCCAACUCAGACAUCCACCAUGUAGCACUCAAACUGGGACAAAGCUCCCAAAAAAAAAAAAACCAGGAUAACCGGGCAUUCCCUAGCAUUGUCCAUCCUGCCUUAUGUCCCUCUGAGCACUCUGCUAUACCCUCUCCUUUAGCCUCUGAACUUUGACCACAGGAAAGCUUUCUCUGAGCAGACUUAAUUAUCCCUGCUAGAAGCCACAACAGAAAAGUCUGAAACCUACUAGCCUUAGUCCAAUGCCACACAAGCUACUGAGAGACUGGUGAGAGAAAGAGAGAGGGACAGAGAGAAAAUGAGAGUAGACAGAGAUAGAAUAUUAUCCAUUGAUCUCAUCUAGGGUAGAGCAUUUUUUUUCCUGUCGAUCUCUGGUUCCAUAGAAACAUUUUGCAAAUUUUACACAAAUCAGCAAAAGGAAAUUUAUUAUUUGUGGCUGCUAAAAGUUCAUCUAGCUAGCCAACACCACUUGCCAAACACUGUGUAACACUGGUAGCAAACUAUUUAGAGUGGUAGUGAGUUUCAGAUUUAUGGGGAAAAAUCAUUAUUCAUUUGUAAAAUUAUCACUCUUUCUCAUAUUUCCUUUAACCAUUGGGCAGCUUUGCUACCCCAACAAAUGAUAUUUAGUCAUUCUCACAAAGGUGACUGGAAGCUUUACUUCGCUCUCCCUACCUCUCACAAUCUCUCGUCCCCUAUUCCAUCUACCUUCACUCCAUUCUCUGCUAUAACAGGGAGCCCGCAUGGAUAAGGACUGGAUGAAUUCAGACAGCUGAUUGGCUGAUAUGGAGCAAUGGGCUGACUUUAUCACAUCGAUCAGAAUGCCCUCCUCCUGCAUGAAGCCACUAAAUCCAUUAAAUUGGAGAAGUGUUUGGAAGAAUUCCUUGAACACAUGUAAGAAGAACACAGAUUUUAAGCUGUGGACAGGAGAGGAGAUGGUCAGUGAUUAGUGUGUUUCCCUGAAUGCACACUGUUACUGAACAGAAAGUAUGGAAUGUACAGAAAAUAUUGCUGAUGGAGCAACAUACACUCAAAAAGGAUAAAGUUGAAAUAUAUCUAUGCCCUGCAUCACAGUUUUUAUUUCAGUCCAGUUUUAAUUUUUGAUAUGUAGGUGUUAAACACAGUACACAAAUAUGCACGCACUCACAGAUACACAACAUAGGAACUUUCAACAUCAUAAUUCUUAGAGUAGGAAAUGCAAACAAUGCUUUAAAGAAAAUCAAACACAGUACAAUUUAUUGCAUCUUGUGUGGUUGUGAGCUAUGCUAGUUUAAGGAAAGACAUUUGAAGCUAAUCACAGUAUUAGUGUGACCAGAAUCUUACCUUUCUAAGCUAUUCCUAUGUUUUUCAUGACCUUCUCAUUUUAAUUUCACUAACCAUUAUGCCCACUUCUUUUUUCUUGGUUCUUUAUACUUCUGUCCUGUAUUGUAAACAUGAAGUAGUUUUUAAACAGUGAUGUGACCUGCAUCAUCCCCUGACUACUAAUUGUAAAGAGAGUAGUUCAAGAAAUUAUUUAUGUAUUUAUUGUAUAUUUAUUCAUGAUUUUUCUACAUGCAUUGCUUUUUUACAUCCCUGACUCUUUCUUAAAACCAGCGUCAGAAAUAUGCCUUAUGUGCUAUUCUGGGAUUUAUUUCAUUGUAAUGCUCACGUGGGAUUCCAGUCAAACGCCCAUGAAUUAGUCUUAUGUUCUGAAGAAUGAUUUUACUCCGCUUUCCCCCACCCCCCAAAACCGUGCUGAAUGCUGUCAGGUUGCAAUGAUUGAGGUGUUAUUAUUUAUGGCCCACAUAAAUACUUUCAGCAGCCUUUCCACCUAAAUGCAAAAUAAGUAGAUGUUUAUGCCUUGUUCUGCCUGAUCUGCUCAUCAUUUUAUGACCGAUCACCCAGUUUGUUUCAUUUUAAGGCUGGAACAGUAUGCAAAAAACCUGGUCGAGUGAUCAUAGAACUCUAUAUAGUUGUUUUCAGUACAUGAUAUCUGAUUACAUCUUAAUAUUAACCUUUAAUUUAAUACCAUAAAACACUGGAGUGGCAGAGGAAGGAUUAAAAUUAUUCGGUAAUUUAUAAUCAACAUUCCUAAACUAUAUUUGUUAGAUGUAGAUAUACUACCACAGUUUCCGUCCAUCUCAAGUGGUCCAAUACUGGUUGCUUUUUUGAACAUUUUUUCCUAAUUUUUUUGUGAAUGAUUACCUCUAUGUAUUGGCAUUGCAAAACCACCAACCACCACACUGUUCAGCUGAGAUAUUCAGCCCAAAAGUGAGAUAUUGCCCCCAUAAAAAAAGGAAGUCUCAAACCUGAAAUGUUCUGCAUGCACACUGUACAUACCUAGGUACCUCCAAAAAAAACUUAUGACUGAGAUUCAAACCCUUCCCAUUUUAUAUAUAUGGAACUGUGAGCAAUCUUGAGCAUUACAUUUGGACUUCUAAGUUCUAAGUCUAAGGAACAAGAAUGUGCAAAAUGUAUAUAUAUAUAUAUGUGUGUAUAUAUAUAUAUAUAUAUAUAUAUAUAUAUAUAUAUAUAUAUAUAUAUAUAUAUAUACACACACACUUGAGGUCAAAAGUUUACAUCCCCCUUUCAGAAUCUGCAAAAUGUUCAUUAUUUUACCAAAAUAAGAGGAUCAUACAAAAUGCACGUUAUUGUUUAUUUAGUGCUGACCUGAAUAAGAUAUUUCACAUAAAAGAUGUUUAUAUAUAGUCCACAAGAGAAAAUAAUAAUUGAAUUUAUAAAAAUGAUCCCGUUCAAAAGUUUACAUCCCCUUGAUUCUUAAUACUGUGUUGUUACCUGAAUGAUCCACAGCUGUGUUCUUUUGUUUACUGAUAGUUGUUCCUGAGUCCCUUGUUUGUCCUGAACAGUUAAACUGCCUGCUGUUCUUCAGAAAAAUCCUUCAGGUCCCACAAAUUCUCUGGUUUUCCAGCAUUUUUGUGUAUUUGAACCCUUUCCAACAAUGACUGUAUGAUUUUGAGUUCCACCUUUUCACACUGAGGACAACUGAGGGACUCAUAUGCAACUUUUACAGAGGGUUCAAACGCUCACAGAUGCUCCAGAAGGAAAAACCAUGCAUUAAGAGCCGGGGGGUGAAAACUUUUUGAAUUUGAAGAUCAGGGUAAAUUUAACUUAUUUUGUCUUCUGGGAAACAUGUAACUAUCUUCUGUAGCCACUAAAGGGCAGUACUAAGUGAAAAAAUACGAUAUUUAGACAAAAUAAGAAAAAUGUACACAUCUCCAUUCUGUUCAAAAGUUUUCAAUCAAAGUUGGAAAGGGUUCAACUACACAAAAAUGCUGGAAAACCAAAGAAUCUGUGGGACCUGAAGGAUUUUUCUGAAGAACAGCAGGCAGUUUAACUGUUCAGGACAAACAAGGGACUCAGGAACAACUAUCAGUAAACAAAAAAACACAGCUGUGGAUCAUUCAGGUAACAACACAGUAUUAAGAAUCAAGGGGAUGUAAACUUUUGAACGGGGUCAUUUUUAUAAAUUCAGCUAUUAUUUUCUCUUGUGGACUAUAUAUAAACAUCUUUUAUGUGAAAUAUCUUAUUCAGGUCAGCACUAAAUAAACAAUAACGUGCAUUUUGUAUGAUCCUCUUAUUUUGGUAAAAUAAUGAACAUUUUGCAGAUUCUGAAUGGGGGAUGUAAACUUUUGACCUCAACUGUAUAUAUUUGUUCCAAGGAGCUAAGACCAUCCUGAGCUGAGAUAUCAUGGUUGUCGUAGUUAAACCAAGUAAAAUUUAAAAAAAGAAAAAGUGGUUUUUCAAUGCCAAUACAUAGAGAUAAUCACUCAAAAAAAUUAGGAAAAUUAAAAAUGGUCAAGCAACCUGUAUUGGACCACUUGAGAUGGAAUGGCCCACGAUUCUCACACUGCUACUUCAUAGCCCUCAAUUACAAUGUUGAGAAAUGACUAAAAACAAUACUUAGUACAUUUAUAAUCACAACUGGUUUCAUGAUCAUGAUUAAAGAUUUUAAAUAACAUAAUGCAAAUUCAGUGCUCCAAGUGUACUCGCUCACGUAUUCAGCAGUUAGAUCUUUUCACACACUGUUUACUUCCUCAGCCCGUGUUCAGUCAUAACGCUUGUAGAGUGGGUAUCAGUUAGAUUUUAACACUGGUUCUAUACAUUUAGUACAUCCUUCAUAUAAGCCAUGGUGUGCGUAACACCUUACUGACAUUUUUCUUUCUUUACAUUUUUAUUUCAAAUUGUACUGUCUCUAGAGCCAGCUACAGGACUGAGUCAUAUAAUCGUAAAAUCUUUAUAAUAGGCUGUGUGCUCAAACACCUUUGACUGCCUCUUAACCAAAAUACACCCAUGCUGAUUGAGUGCACGUAUGUCACAUAAAAAUCUCAACGUCUCAUCUCGUCUCUCUCUCUCUCUCUUUUUUUUUUUUUUAACAUUUACAAAAACAAUGUUAAAUUCACAAAAGAAGAAAUAUUAAACCACUGGUUAAAAAAUUAAUUUCAAAUUCUGGUGGACUACUUGUGUUCCAAAAGUGCCAAUGAGCCCAUGAUCCUCUCAGAAAAGCACAUAGUGAGGUAAUUUUUCUACGACUGGCAAAUCUUUUCCCAGCUACAGCUCCUUGUCUCAAAUAAUUCUGCGAUGACACCUAAAAACAAGUCUUGCUUUUCUCUCUUCCAUAUAUGUCUAAGAGAAUUGCUUUGUUACACUGUAAAGAACAUAAUAAUUUGUACAUAACCUGUGUAAUGUAACACUGGAUUGUGAUUAUGAUGUUGGUGCAUUAUGCAAUUGCAAUAAUGCAGUUUUGUACUAGUAAGAAUAUCUUUUGCCCCGAAAUGCCAAGCUACAGACUGCCAUUUUUUCUUCUUCACUUCACUAACAUUCCUCAUACAGAUUCACAAUUCCUUAAAGCAACAUUUUUCUUUUUAAACCACAUUCGGGUACUUUUCUGUUAACUUUAUUUUUCUUAGGAAAUAGAGUACUGCACAUUAGCCAAUUAAUUGUUUUAGCAUGUGAGUCAUAACUCGCAUCAAAUUAAGACAAUAGAGAAAUGGUUUGGAGAUCAAGCAUGUGCAGUACAUACUGGCUUUUAAUUUCCUUGCAAAUCUGUAUUAUUCUGUAAAAAGCAGGUGUCAGUGUGCAUACAUUUUUGUCAGGACUGUAUGAUUGCUACAAAGAUGUGCGUGUAGAUAGAUGUUUUGUAUGAAACAUGACUUUGUUUGCAUGCCUGGAUCCUCUGUGAUCAACUUGCCAUUCCUGUAUAAAACUCUGUAUAAAAGUAUUAGAACAUUUCUUAAGGAAACAAGGAAAUAAAUGAAUGGCUUCAAAGGUCACAAGAGGAAAAAAAGUUCAAAUAAAAUGACCUUUUCCAAUUA